Molecule: messenger RNA, 2828 nt
Organism: Bemisia tabaci
Lineage: Eukaryota; Metazoa; Arthropoda; Insecta; Hemiptera; Aleyrodidae
Product: phospholipase A2
Biological process (GO): phospholipid metabolic process; arachidonate secretion
Molecular function (GO): A2-type glycerophospholipase activity
Source: RefSeq, a predicted model, not a curated record
AAAAUUUUAUAUCCUCUGUAAAGCACUAAAUAUAUUUUGAAACCGUAAGUUGUGUGAAUAGAGUUUAACUCCAGUGAUGUGACUUCAGCAUUGAUUUUUAGAAACAAAUUUAAAAAACGUGUGUUUUUCCUGCAAUGUCAUUAUUUUUCAAAAAUUUUAAAAUCCUCUAAAUGCGCCCUAAAAAUUCACCCGAACGUUUUAGAACUGGGAUAUGACUUAUUUUUUACGCCGAAAGAGCUUUGUGUUUACGAACGAAAAGGACUGCAGACUGAGAAAAUUGCCAAGUUUCCUUCAGAAAAGUGGGUGCAAGUGUGUUGUAAUUUCCAAUUUAAACUGAACGCUCCAGAGUAGUUUUCCGUCGACCAGUCCAGCUUGAACCGGUGAAUUGAGACAAUUAGUCGCCACGCAAAAAGCGGCUCACCCGGUGUCAUGAACUGGGUUCGUUAACACGUUCAACUCUGGAGUCGGGGAAAAUUCUAGUGUUUUCCUCUUGGUGAAAAACACCGAAACCACAAACGUGGACAGUGCGCAAACGCGGUUUCUGAACUUCACGAGAUGAGCGACGCCGCAGCCAAGUGCACGUGAAGUGGCAGAUUUUGGUGCUAAUCAGUUUUUUGACCGCACCACCCUCCGGCAUCACAAUGAAGAAUUUUGGUUUAGCUUGGUUAAUGACCUUAGUGCAGUCAAGCGUGGCUAAUAUUCUGAUGGUCAACUCGGAUCAAAGCAAAGUCGUGGAGCUGUCUCCGAUGAAUCCAAAGUGUAAACUCUACACCAGAACAUCAGAUGUGGAACGGAUGUUGGAAAUCGUGGACCCGCACUUCGUCCACCCGAUGGAUGACAACGCGCUGCAUGACGCAAUGACCGCCUGCCAAAACUUGAAGGGCCCCGCGCACAUGUUUAUCUAUCCAGGUACGAAGUGGUGCGGUCCUGGAAAUAUCGCAUCCAGUUACGAGGAUAUAGGAAAGUACGCUGCCGAAGACAAGUGUUGUCGGGAUCACGACCUCUGCCCAGAGGACAUGCCUAGCGGAAAAUGCAUCGAUGGAGUCUGUAAUCGAUCUCCUUUCACCAGGUCAAGUUGUAAAUGUGAUGCCGAUUUCAAGAAGUGCCUGAGGCAUGUCAAUACUCCAACAGCAAAUACUUUGGGAACCAUCUUUUUCAAUGUAGCGAAAGUUAUGUGCUUCCAGAGAAACUGCACGGAAGAUGGCAAAUGUAAGACUACAUUCUCUGCAGUUUCGAAGUAUCCGGUUCACAUACCGAAGAGGGAAAUCACCGUCAACUUUCUGACUAAUAUUUUUCAAGACUUUAUCAAAAAUCUGUUCAAACAUAAAUCGCACUUUGGUCGGUUUGAGGAAGUUAUUUAGCAGACUUUACAACUUCAAAAGAAAAGGCGUUACAUAAAAUUAUGAUUCAUGGGUGCUUAAUAAACCCAUGUUAUGAAACUCAUUAGUGGUAGAGUAGCACAAAGAAACAAAAAUAUUGAAAUGAUUUUGCAAUUUCAUGCAGUAAAAUUGCAAUAUUUUCACAUAAUUUAGUCAAUAAAUGCCAAUUAAACGCUCAAAAAAAUUAGUGCAUGUGUGAGGAGAGUAGGCGAUUUGCAAUGCAAGAAACAUCGCGAUUUAUUUUAAAUUCAUUGCGAUAAAUCUCAAUGAGAGAAGCCCCUUCAAUUAGUGAAUAGACAAAAUUCACAACACUCCGGCACAAUAGCAACAAUAAUUUUUCCAUGUAAUUGCAAUAUUGCAACCUGUGGGAAACUUGUGCUAAUAGGGUAACCUACUGUUACUGUACCCUUGACCUAUAUUUUUCUCAGUCAGUAUAUUCGUGUCAAACUUAAAAUGUAGAUCGUGAAUAUUACGAUUAAGUCUAUGCAUGAAUUUAUAUCAUUUCACCUACGGCAUAUUUCAAUAAGCGCGUCGCAGGUGGAACAAGAAUCAUGAAAAAUGGAAAAUGCCAUGAUGUAAAUGUAUCAAUAGAUACGGUAAAAGAGUUGGUCAAUUUCAGUGGCGAGUUGUUUCUCUCUUCAACUGGAAGUCUACUUAACUACUCAUUACGUGGAAUGUAUGAUGUAUUAUAUUUGUUAAAUAGUAUAAUUUGUACAAACAUACUAUUUUUACCUUUAAAGUGAAAAAAUAAUCAUGUAACAGGGAUCUCUUGACGUUAAAAACGUUUUACGCAAUUUAUAUUUUGUUAAAAUCCAAAUUUUAUGUUGACUCGGUAAAUAAUCAUUUGAAAAUAGCUCUUGUGACGAAAUUAGAGGUGCCCAUAUAAAUUGUUUUUUGCUCCUUUUAAAGUGCUAGGCAAGAUUUUCUAUGUAAGACAUCGACAGACAGACAACAUCGAAACCCACUUUAUUAUGCGCUGCAUAAUUUCAAAACGAACUCGAGGUCCUAAAAUACAGUUAUUCAAACAUAUGAUUUCCAAAAUGGAGCCUUUUUAGAGCACUUUACACUUUUUCAAUAAUUUAAGGGCUGAAAAAGGCCUUUACCGGCGCCUGUUCUUUUUAGGAUGUCCUCAUUCAUUAUAAUAUAAAUACAUUGUACUUAAAUUUAAUUUUGAGAAUAAAGCCAAAGAAAGAUGUUUUACAAUUAUUCGUUUCAAUAAGACUAGAAUUUAAAAUAUGUAUAGUUUAAUAGGACCCAUACCCCACCUAAUUUUGUGCCGUGCAUUCAUGGGUACUUUAUUUGCCUGUUUGUAGAAUUACUUUAUUCCGUAAGUUAUGAUUGCACGCCUUUUAAUAACUCAUUCUAAGAAUGUGCCUAAAUAUACUAAGCGUGAUUAUUUUAAUUUGUAAAUUGUAAUUAUGUGCAUAAAGUAAAACAUUACACCCAGUU